AUGAUGCUGCGUCGUUGCUGUGGCACAGCCAUCUCGGCGGCAACAACGGCCAGUACGAGCCCCCGGUGUAGCGCUCGCUUCAUUGCAAGCGAGUUCAAGGACAUCCGCCCGCGAAGCGGUGGAGCCGCGCCGCCGCCGUCGAUCAGCAACAACGAGCCCAUUCUGCCCAUGGACUUCAACCCGCACAUUGAGUGGUUCGAGUAUCCGAAAGAAAUUUUUGAUCCUAAGUUCCCGUACACCCGUGAGGAGAGCAUCCGCAUGACGGAGGAGUCGUGGGAAAGUACGAUGGACGAGAUGGCCAGCAAGUACGGCAUGCGGCUGAACAUGUCCUCCAAGCCGACGUUCUGGAUGGCGUGGUUCGUUAUGUUCUUCUACAGCUGGUACACCCUCUGGGGCUGCUACCGCGCCAUGGGCACAGAGCCGGGCUGGUCGCACUUCAAGAACGUCGUGCUGAACCACCCUACAGUACCGAUGCUCGAGGAAGACGACAUCUACCUCGAUCAGUGGAUCCGGCCCGAGAUGCGCGAGAAGUUCAGCCGCUAUGACCGCUUCUGGAACUGGAAGCCCCUGGUGAAGCGCGACGGCGCGAAGACGACGUGGCAGAUUCAGAUGCAGUACGCCGACGAGUCUGAGUGGCGCCACAUGACAAGCCGCUUCUAG
This is a messenger RNA of Leishmania mexicana MHOM/GT/2001/U1103, 660 nucleotides long. RefSeq lists its product as hypothetical. The transcript has a single exon. Bases 1 to 660 code for a protein of 219 amino acids. The record is from RefSeq and is a predicted model, not a curated record. NCBI's taxonomy places the organism in Eukaryota, Euglenozoa, Kinetoplastea, Trypanosomatida, Trypanosomatidae.